GAAGUGCAACAAAACACAGCUGGGCUGCUGCCGCUCCAUGAACUGAGAGUCAGAGACCUUCUUUUGUUUUAUCAGUUGAUGCUCCCUUCGCCUCUGUCGGCCUGUCACCUCUGCCAUCACUGAGAGCGGGAUGCAAUUCAAUAUGGCACUACUACAGAUUUUUGCGGUCCUCCUCCUGCCAACAGCGUGGGCGCAGAGCAGCAGCAGGCUCGGUGUGGUGGUAGAAGCCAAGAACAUCACCCUCCCUGUGGGGUCUAAGGCUGUCCUGCCCUGUCACAGCCCCCGCAUGGUGUGGACCCAGGACAAACUGAAGGACAGGCAGAGGGUGGUGCACUGGGACGUGGUUCGCAGCAGCCCUGAAUACUCUAUGGAGCGAGUCCUGGACAUGUCACCAGGAGCCAAACAGAGGGUCUACAACAGCUUCAACAAGGGACGUAUCUCCAUCCCAGAGUCUGCUUUCAAUGAUGGAAACUUCUCCCUCAUCAUCAACAACGUGGUCACAACAGACAGAGGAGUUUAUACCUGCAACCUGCAUCAUCACUACUGCCAGAUCCACCAGUCCAUUCAGAUCCAGCUCAAUGUCACUAAAUCAGCUCGGAAAGAAAGGCGUUUCUGGGAUGGAGAGAAAACCGUCUUCGUGGUCUUGCUUGGCAGCUCAAUCGUGUUGCCCUGUGUGAACCGGCGCCCCCUAUGGAGGGAGGGUGCCCAGGAGGACCAGCAGCAGGUGGCUCACUGGGACUUCCAGCCCCCUGGAGUGCGCCCUGACAAAGCCGAUCGCCUUGUGGACCUCUACGCCUCAGGGGAGCGACGGGAUUAUGGACCCCUCUUCGCCCAGAGCAAGAUGAAAGUAGAGGAGGACGCUUUCACUUUUGGGGACUUCUCACUCUCCAUUUCUGACCUGAGGCCUGUCGACAAAGGGUUGUACUCCUGCCACCUUCAUCACCACUACUGCGGUCUGAGCGAGAGACGAAUCUUCAGGCUCACUGUGACGCCCGUGCUCUCACCUGACCCCUCUAUAGCACCCAGAAUUUCCCUGAACGACAAUCCAGAGCCAAGGAUUGAAGAGUCAGAAACUUCCCGUGUUGUCACUGUCAUCCUGCCUGAGCAUCGAAGUUAUUUCUUGCAGCAUUUGGGCUACUUCCUGGCAACUUUCUUACUGCUGGCAUUCAUCGUUGUCGCCGUUGUUGUGCUGACCCGACGGCGCAGAAAGAGAGGGAUGGAGUAUGAGUUUCGUGGAUCUGAUCGCAGAAGCAGGAUGAGUGAAGGGGAAUUGUCUUUAGAUUGCACAGAGCUGAAGGCCUGUAACCAUGCUCCUAUGAAUUCAGACUACAAAAACAACCUGCUGAAAGAGAGAGAUAUGACCAAAGACUGCAAUAACGACUUUGAAGGAAAGCUGUGGAAGUGAGUAUGAUUUUCCUGAGCUGCUGGCAGGUCCAGAGCAAACACCAGAAGAGUAAAAGGGACUGAGAAGAGAAGGAGGAAACCCAGGAGAGGACAGGAGGAAAGCUCCCUCUGCUGUAACUGCAACACACUAAGCUUUUUCACUAAAAGCCAUCAUAAGUUUUUACAUGUUAAUGUUUUAUAUCACUUCAGCAGCUGUUAUUAAAAUAAGGUUAUACAUACAGUAUAAUGUAUUCUUACUUUUUGCAUUAAUACUUUUUAAAUUUUAAUUUUAGACAUAUUUUUUGUUUGUUUCUAAUUUUUCUCCUUUUUUUUUUUUUUUUUUUACAAAAAUGCAUGCAGUUUGUUUAACUAUGUUUUGAUUAUACUUUGAAUGCUUACAGGGCUGCAUCUGAUAUUUUUUCCUUUUUGCACAAACUGUACUUUAAUUUGCACAGGUAUUCAUCAUGAAUCACUUUGAAAAAAUACUGUAUGAAGACAGUGUUUGGUGGCACACAUUUUCAGCAUUUUCCGAAAUAAUGGCACCCUUACCCUUUAAAAAACUUCAAGAUAAGAAAUGUUUUAUAAAGAUUUCAGUGACCUAAACUUUUCUCCAUUUAUUUCCCCUUCAGAAUGACAUUUACUGUAUAAAAUGAAAAAUAAUGAAAUUUUGGGACUAAAGGCUCAGUCAACCAAAACUCAGGAAGAAGAAAAUCUGUUUCUAGUGGGUACUUCAGGACUCUGUUUGCAUCAGGCGUGUACAAUGAACCACAUUUAUAAAAACACUGAAUCACGACUAAAUCUGCUGGUCAAUAACAUGUUAAAAACUGUCUGGCUAUUAGCUGUAGGAGGUUUACUGCAGGAGUAUCUACUGUCUCAGUUAUGCUUUAUCAAGAAGUGUAAUCUUAUCCCCCUUUAUUUUCUCUUUCUCUCUUGCACUCUCAUGUUUUUUUUCUAGAAAAUAUUUCUCCUAAUAAAGAUUCAGAACAGUG
This is a messenger RNA of Cheilinus undulatus (humphead wrasse), 2372 nucleotides long. RefSeq names its product matrix remodeling-associated protein 8-like. Gene Ontology annotation, cellular component: cell surface; membrane. The transcript is spliced from 10 exons. Lineage: Eukaryota; Metazoa; Chordata; Actinopteri; Labriformes; Labridae. The coding region runs from base 131 to 1405 and encodes 424 amino acids. The record is from RefSeq and is a predicted model, not a curated record. Gene Ontology annotation, biological process: establishment of glial blood-brain barrier; cell adhesion.